GACACUUGACGCAAAUUGGCCUCCAUUUUUGCCAGUUGAGCUCUAGCCUCCUUCACCACGACGACCGACGACGACCACCGAUUUCAUCCACACAAUCACCACCUCUAAUCACCAUUAACAGUUACCCUCUUCCCCUUAUACUUUCACACUUACAAUUCCCCCAAAUUUCUCAACUAUGCAUCCUUUCUCUCUCUAGGGUUUUCUAUUUCUAUCAAUCAAAUCCCCUCGCAUACAAAUUGAGUUCUGUACAAGAAUGGGUGCCUUGACGGGCCUCACGCAUAGGUGUGGGCCUAACACUUCUUUUACAAGUUUGUGUGUCUGCUGAUAUCAGCCAUGAUAAGUUGAAAAUCACUUACUCGGUUCAUAAAGAGACCCAUCUCUAUACAGUAACGUCCUUGAUAACAUCUUGGAUAUUGCAGGAGAUGUUUUGGUCCUUUUGGAUGCCAACCAUGGCAUGAGGCGUUCAAGACACAAUAGUGCUUUACAAGACAAUUGGCCUAUCAGAAAGGCACUCACGCUUUCCGAUGUCGACAUUACUCACCCGUUUCUCACUCUACCUCGCCAGCCCGUUGAGACUUGCAUCCUUGUGCAUUUGACACAAUCCGAGUGUGAACAUUUACUGAACCGAGAACAAGUACCCAUCAACGCUCAAGAUGACGAUACUGGUGACGUUUAUAUAAUGAAGUUAAAAUGGCGUGGGAGUUAUUACAAUCUUAUCGGCAAAUGGGGUAGAAUUGUUCGUAGCAAAGGACUUGACGUUGGAAAAGUGAUAAAAAUCCGUUGGUUUGACGGUUGUUUACACUUUUCAGUCCCGCAGCAAGAUAUUACUGUACCACCGUUACAAGUUAUUCCCGCACCUGCGGUGCAUGACCAGUGGCCUAUUAGGAAGGUUUUAACACUAUCUGAUGUCGACACUAAUCAUCCUUUCCUACCGUUGGCACGAAGAUCGGUUGAAGAUCAUAUCCUUGUUCACUGGACCCCGCAACAACGAGAGCUGCUUAGAAGUGAAGAGCAAGGGAAUUUGAAUGCACGCGAUGUCGAUACAGGGGAGAUAUAUGUGAUGAAGCUGAGGUGGCGUGGUAAUUACUACAACUUGAUAGGAAAAUGGGGGAAAAUUAUUCGGAGUAAGGGAUUAGGUGUCGGGAAAGAGAUCAAGAUUCGAUGGGCUAAUGGUUGUUUACACUUUUCGGUCCCAAAUGAGCAGGUAAUCGAGCCUGCAACAAUCCCAAUUAUACAACAACACCGACAACAACAACAACAACACCAACAACAGCAACACCACCACCACAACCAACAACACCAACACCAACAACAGCAACACUACCAAAAACAACAUGACGAAUGGCCGAUCAAAAAGGCGUUAACAUUGGAGGAGUCCAUACCAACAGUCCCUGAGGCUCGAAUAAGCGUACGGCCAGUAUGGAGAAAGGACCUUUUUGGACCCAUUUCCAAAACCAAACCAGUUGAAACCAUUAACCAUAUUUCAGAUUCUGUACCUAAGACUUUUGAAACUUCAAAUGAGAAGCCAACAUCGGAGGAGUCCAUACCAACAGUCCCUGAGGCUCCCACUCCGAAGAUGAUACCUAUGGACCCAAUUGAUCCACAUUUCUUACCUCCAAAUCUUGGAAUUUCAAACUUGGACUAUACCAGUCCUAACCCUAUUCAUGAUCCAUAUUAUUCAUUAACUAUAGAAUCCUUGAAUUCAACUUUUGCAAAGGGUCCUAAUAUGGAAGAUUUCGACUACCCACCAAAACCUUCAGUAUCCGUACCGCACACAGUGAACCAAGGAGAAAACUUUUAGAAAUAAAAUGAAGAAGAAACUCUUUUUGUUUUAUUUCAUUUCUCUAGUACAUAUUUAUCUCUUUAGUCCCUGCGUGGACAAGUUUAUUUGUUUAGGACUCGUUUAGGGCAAUUAUUGUAAUUUUGGGAUUUUCUAUGAAAAGUUUCCUUUUUGAAAUUUA
Messenger RNA from Helianthus annuus (common sunflower), 1961 nucleotides. RefSeq names its product transcription factor MYB120. The record is from RefSeq and is a predicted model, not a curated record. Lineage: Eukaryota; Viridiplantae; Streptophyta; Magnoliopsida; Asterales; Asteraceae. Gene Ontology annotation, molecular function: DNA binding. The transcript is spliced from 3 exons. The coding region runs from base 455 to 1801 and encodes 448 amino acids.